AUGCCACGGGCUCAACCACACACAUACAUCAUUCCAUCAUAUCGCCCAUCCGCAAGCACAUACACAGCACAGGACCUGCGCUCAGGUUUCAGUCCAGCCUCGCACCCCGUGUCUGUGGUGGCGAGAAACCUUCCGGGGACCGAUAACAACUCCGAGAGCCGCGGGGAGACACCCGAAGAGAGUUUGAUUCCAGGCAAUCCACAGGCAACUGGGAGUAUUAUCACAGAGAGUGGCCUAUAUUAUGCGCCAAUGCCCGUGGCAGGCCAAAUCAGCGGAGGAAAUGACUCAGUCCUGAUGUUGGGCUCAAACCCACCAGGGACGAAGCGGGCUUAUAAGGCUGAUGCCGAUUUGGACGUCGACAACUCCCGACAACACCGACGCCUAACGACGAAAGAGGAGGUGGCGCUUUUUGAGAUUUGCAACCAGAAUGCAGAUACCUUUGGCAGUCGUAGCAAUCUGUGCAAAUGGUGGAUAUCCGUUGCUGAUGAAUUUAAGCGCACCCACGAUGGCCGUUCAUAUUCGUGGCAUUCGGUGCGCCGCAAGGUGGAAAUGGUUACAAGACAGCGAAUCAAAGCCCUCGAGGAUCAACAGCAGCGUGGCUCGACUGCCGCCGAGGAUCUCAUGAAUCCGCAAUGGCGUGAUGCGGUUGAUGCAUGGCUUCCGACGUGGCAGCGGUGGGAGAAUGCCGAGAACCAUCGGAUUGCCAAACGCGACGAAGUCAAAAAACGAAAACAACCACCAGCCAGGCCUCUCAGCCAGGGUCAGAUUCAGAGUCAGACUCACAAGAGCGGAGAGUCAGAGCCAUGGCGGGCACAGUUUGGGUCUGUUACGAGCCCGACUGAUGUUGGUUCUACAAUGAUAGGUCACUCUACUGCAAGUCUUGGAGACUCUCUUCCAGCAGCAAGCCCGACACUUGCGACCUCAGUCCCCACUACUUCACAAUCUGGACCCUUCUCCGAACAAUCCCCCACCCCUCUACCAGCGCCGACCUCUCUCAGACUACCACCGGGGUUCGAGAACAUGUUCUCAACGCCUCCAAUGCCUGCACCACCCACAUCUUACCACCCACCCUCUACAACAUCGAAAGCCACAGACGCUAACAGCGGCGCGAUAUUGAAUGCCGCCGUCCAAACCCUAAACAGACUCCACAAUCACUCCGAGGGAAAAGACCUCGACGCAGCAAGCAUCUCACCCAUCUUCCAGGCUGUCACCAAAGCAGCCUCAGAAAAACCCAACAGGAACCGCUCCUAUCAGCUCCCACCACCACGGCAGUCCUCGUCACAUUCCUCAUCCACCAGUCCCACUCCAAUUGAUAUCGAACAGAUGAAAGAGGAGCUUCGACAAGAGAUGAGGAUUGAGAUGCGUUGCGAACUAGAACGGGAUCGAGCUGCUCUUGAAGAGAAGUUGGAUUCUGUGCAACGGACCCAAGAGAUGAUUCUUGAGAUGCUGAGACAGGAACCUACCUGA
Penicillium nucicola is the source of this 1467-nucleotide messenger RNA. RefSeq lists its product as uncharacterized. The transcript has a single exon. NCBI's taxonomy places the organism in Eukaryota, Fungi, Ascomycota, Eurotiomycetes, Eurotiales, Aspergillaceae. Bases 1 to 1467 code for a protein of 488 amino acids. The record is from RefSeq and is a predicted model, not a curated record.